AUGGCCAUGCUACUGCCCAAGGGCUUGGUGGAAAACACAGCAGAAGUCUACGCCGAGGUAGCCAGUUAUCCAGUGAUCCCACCAGAGAAGAUUUACGAAUACUGGCAUGUCUACACCACCACCUUCAGGAAGUUGAUAGACCCUACUGCCCACAGAUUGGAGAAUUUCUGGUGGCAUGUCUGGGGGAGCGAUCGGCGCUACCUAAGUGGUCCAGCUCUGGCAAGAAUCUACGAGGAAAUAUCCAAGGGCCCUACCUUUGUUCCCUUGAGGGGGCCUCCGAAUCGAUAUGAGGGACCACCGACGCCUCGGUUUAGUGCUCACGAGCUCGAUCGACCCCGGCCAGGACAGCAUCGGGGCUCGCCGUCCAGUCGCAAUCGCGUCAGGACAGGAAAAGACCUAAGUGGUGAGGCUGAGGAAGAAGACGGCAAGAAUGACCUUACGCGUCCAGCGACUCUACAGCAGCGCACAUCGUCAUCAGCGAAACCCCCUCCUACUCACUCAAUCUUGAAGAAGCCGAGAGGGCCCUCGACCUCUGGUCCCCGCCCCACUGCACGCUUCAUCUCCCCCCACGGUUCCGAAGAUGAAGAUGGCGACAACAAGGAUGACGAGGAGCCCUCAUCUACCAGCACUGCUGCAACCGGACUCGAAAUGCAGGCCCGAUCGCCUUCGACGAAGGGCGAGAAAAAGGCGCAGCAGCAUCAGCAUCAUCACGUACCCAAGAAGUUUGUGGCCAGCACCCACUCCAAGCGUCGACCGGCCUUACCACGGCGGCAGAGCUCUCAAUCAUCAGCAGGCUCCGAGGCUGGGUCGCACCGAGCACCGACGCUCGCGGAGUUGCGGGGUGUCUCUGCACCACGGUCUCAAGGGAGCUCUGAAUCGUCCGCGCAGUCUGAUCUUCAUCUGAGCGCCAAGGCGGCCGGGAAGCGGCCAAUGACGCGCCUAUCUCCCGAUAAGAGAGUAGCUCACCGGAGCCAUGCUCAUGGUAAAGGCCCUGAUCGAGACUUGGAAGAAGACGAUGCCGAGCAAGCUGUUGCACAGAAGAUGUCUCCACAGGAGGACCAGAUUAGCAUGCCGCCACCCGAGAGACAGACGCCUCGGAACGAGUUACAUCCCAGCGUGUUUCAGAAGGUGCCAGUCUUGCCACUCGAGAGCCCUACCGGUGCUCCACGGAUGUCGCGAUCGCAGUCACAUCAGGAACACCCUCGGCCGAGGAGGGACGACAGUGUUGGCAGGCGACCGCCUCAUGGGCUGUUGGCGUCGAGUGUCUCGGCCAUGUCCAACGUCGCAGCUCGAGGUACGUUCGACUCGGAGAUGCCCAUCCCCGAGCCCCAGACGAUACCGCCCCCGAGAACGGAGCCCUUGCACCCGGGCGCGAUUCCCAUAUCGCCAGGUGGCUUGACUUCGCGGCCUUCAGCGACCUCUUUGCUCGAGUCUCGCUUCACGCCCACCCAGCCGAGUGCGACGCCACCGGUCCCUUUCGGACGCUCCAAGAGUCAACUCACCCUCCUCCUGGAGCGAGAGAAGGCUCGGGGCGCAGACACGAAGCCGCGGCAUCCGUAA
Molecule: messenger RNA, 1560 nt
Organism: Thyridium curvatum
Lineage: Eukaryota; Fungi; Ascomycota; Sordariomycetes; Thyridiales; Thyridiaceae
Exons: 3
Coding region: 1-1560 (519 amino acids)
Source: RefSeq, a predicted model, not a curated record